Dendronephthya gigantea is the source of this 2946-nucleotide messenger RNA. Its product is annotated as fibrillin-2-like. The record is from RefSeq and is a predicted model, not a curated record. Bases 1 to 2946 code for a protein of 981 amino acids. The transcript is spliced from 20 exons. Gene Ontology annotation, molecular function: calcium ion binding. NCBI's taxonomy places the organism in Eukaryota, Metazoa, Cnidaria, Anthozoa, Malacalcyonacea, Nephtheidae.
AUGGUUACAACUGUACAGAAACUGACCGGUUUACGUCAAUAUUUAAAAUUCAUUACUUUUAAAGAUGUUGAUGAAUGCACAGUCGGGGCUCAUAACUGUCACAGUCAGGCAACGUGCAGUAAUACCAUCGGGUUGUUCACUUGUACGUGCAAUGAAGGUUAUACAGGAGAUGGCACCAGGUGUGAAGACAUAAACGAAUGUGUUGGAAAAUCGCGAAAAUGUUCAGGUGCAGGUCAAGAAUGUUUCAACUUUCCUGGAGCAUACCGUUGUAAUUGUAUUAGUCCAAGACAGCAAAUUAUUGAUGGAGAAUGUACUGAUAUUCAAGCCUCUGUCGAAGGUCAAUUUGUGAUUAUAAAUCUCGUCUACAUCCCUGCCUAUAAUGAUCCACAAAGUGUAGAGUACUUUCAAAUUACUCAACUGUUAACCGUUGUGCUUACGAAUCUCUACACGAGAACAGCGAGGCUACGUUUUACCUUUCAGUCAAUCAUCAUUUUACGACUAUUCCAAGGAUCUCUUGGUUUUGAUUACGUUGCAACAUUCAAUGAUUCCGCUGGAAUAACCAAUGAAAAUAUUCAAGAAGAGUUAGUCGAGUCAAUGAAUGUAACGCAAAACGGCACAUUUCUUGGAGCAGAUCUCCAAAUCAGCGAGAGCACAAAUCUCACUGAAGUAAAAAGCCAAUUUAGUGUGAAAGAUUAUGACGAAUGUAAUCCUCAAAAUAGUAUCCAUACUCCUGAUUGUGGUAACAACGCGUUAUGUAGGAACACAAACACAAGUUAUGAAUGUAUUUGUCAUUCUGGAUAUGAAAAAAAUAACACAGGCUGCAUUGAUGUUGACGAAUGCGCACUUGACACUGACAACUGUCACAAUCAAGCAACGUGUAAAAACACCAAUGGGUCGUUCACUUGUACCUGCAAUGAAGGGUAUACAGGAAACGGAACUACCUGCGAAGAUGUUGACGAAUGCACACUUGGGACUCGUAAUUGCGACAGUAAGGCAACGUGCAGUAAUACCAUCGGUUCGUUCAUUUGUACCUGUAACGACGGUUAUACAGGAAAUCGUACUGCAUGCGAAGAUGUUGACGAAUGCACACUUGGGACUCAUAAUUGCGACAGUAAGGCAACGUGCAGUAAUACCACGGGUUCGUUCAUUUGUACCUGUAACGACGGUUAUACAGGAAAUGGUACUACAUGCGAAGACAUAAACGAAUGUGUUGGAGCAUCGCGAAAAUGUUCAGGUGCAGGUCAGGAAUGUGUCAACUACCCUGGAGCAUACCGUUGCCAUUGUACCAGUCCACGACAGCAUAUUAUUGAUGAAGAAUGUACUGAUAUUCAGGCCUCUGUCGAAGGUCAAUUUGUGAUUAUAAAUCGCGUCUACAUCCCUGCCUAUAAUGAUCCACAAAGUUUAGAAUACUUUCAAAUUACUGAACUGGUACUCAUUGAGCUUACGAACCUCUACACGAGAACAGCGAGGCUACGUUUUACCUUUCAGAGAUGCAUCAUUUUACGACUAUUCCCAGGAUCUGUUGGUUUUGAUUACGUUGCAACAUUCAAUGACUCCGCUGGAAUAAACAGUAACAAUAUUAAAGACGAAUUAGUCAAUUCAAUGAAUUUCACACAAAACGGCACAUUUCUUGGAGCAUAUCUCCAAAUCAGCGAGAGCGCAGAUCGCACUGAAGUAAAAGGCCUUUUCAGUGUGAAAGAUGUGAAUGAAUGUUUACAAGCUCCAUGUGGCAUUAAUUCAAUCUGUACAAACACUGAAGGAUCGUACGUUUGUGGAUGUCAUAUUGGAUAUGAAAGAAAUGCGGAAACUACAAAUUGUGCAGAUGUUGAUGAGUGUGCAAUAGGCCUGUGUAGUUUAAAUGCCAACUGCACAAACACGAAUGGUUCAUAUUUUUGUGUAUGCAAAAGUGGCUAUGAGGGAAAUGGGAGAAUCUGUUUAGAUGUAGACGAGUGCGCGGAGGCGGCAUGUGGUUUAAACUCAAAUUGUACAAACACAAUCGGUUCGUAUCUCUGUGAAUGCCAAGUUGGUUUCAACGGAAAUGGUAGAAACUGUGCAGAUAUCAACGAAUGUGAACGGGAUGCUCCGUGUCAUACAAAUGCAACUUGCACAAACGUGGAUGGAUCAUACUACUGCGCUUGCAAAGCAGACUACGGUGGAGAUGGCUUCUUUUGUGAAGCUCUCGUUUGCACAGUGGAUGCCAUAUACUAUGCAACAACCAGUGCUAUUAAAGGCGUAUUCUCCGACGGUAACUCGACUGUGACCAUAUUAUCAGCAACCAACGUGAAACUAAAUUAUGAUUCUGGCACCAAAAGGCUCAUCUACUACGAUGGAAGCAAACUCAUCACAGUUAAACUGGAUGGGAGUGAUCCGAUCACAAUCAGAGGAUCUCUGACGACGCUUGACCGGUUUACUGUGGAUCAUAUAAAAAGAAAGGUUUACUUCAUUACUAAUCUUUUCAGGAAAGUGAGUAUCGUUGACUUGGAUACUGGAAAUUUAACUGAUCUAAAUCCAACCGACAUUGUCAAUGCCGAUGACUUGGACAGUGAUCCAACUAACAGUACUCUUGUAUUCGCUGAUAUCGAAAACGGCGAUAUCGUUCGCUAUUAUCUCGACAAAGAUACCCAGGAGAUUAUUUACCAUAGCAAUACGUCACCAAAAUAUCUUGCCGUCGAUUCUCAAUAUGAAGUGAUAUACUGGAUUGACUAUAUCAGUGCCACCAAUAGUUUUUCUCUCAUGAAAACACAUUUUAAUGGUUCAACUUCGCAAAUCAAGUUAUACUCUGGUGUAACAAGCUCAGUAAACGUUGCAAUAGGAGAGGACUAUUUUUAUACAAUGGAUAGCACAAGGCAAAGUAUAGAUAGAUUUGACCGACCCACUGCUACUUUUCAAGCUUCAUUUGAUCUCAGCGACAAACCACAGGAGAUCACUGUUGUUCAAGGUGGGUAA